UCAAGUAGCUCAAUCCCUGAAUUUGCGAAACCCAGAUAUGCAGAUGGAGUUAAUGAGCAAAUUAAUUUGGAUGGUGUACCUUCCAGUUGUGGAGAAACACUGGAGCUUUGUGCAGGGUUAAUCGAUAAAGAUGGAAAUUCCCCUACUAAAACUGCUGUUAAUGAAGUUUUCGAGGAGUGCGGAUAUCGAAUUCAGGAGAGCAGUCUUGUUUUUGUGGACAGUUUCAGGAAGCUGAUUGUUAUCCUCAACGUGGAGGGGCCGGGUUUCGCAAUUAUAAAGCAGAGUAUUUUUCUUACGGGACAUUUGGAUGUUAUGGGGCCACGAAUCUCACAGGUUAGCAAAAGCUACUCUAGCUUUGGCUGUUCGUGGUAUGAUCUGCCCAACACUUCCAGCUGCGAUGAAGCUCCCAAGGUACUUAAGUCUCUCAAUCACUUCCAAUCGAUCACCACAGAGUGUGGGUGCGGAAACAGGCUCCUGCUAAUCGCGCUUUGCAUUCGGAUAGUGAGAAGCAAGUAA
Molecule: messenger RNA, 516 nt
Organism: Echinostoma caproni
Lineage: Eukaryota; Metazoa; Platyhelminthes; Trematoda; Plagiorchiida; Echinostomatidae
Source: the annotation of a GenBank genome assembly